Molecule: messenger RNA, 1708 nt
Organism: Cyprinus carpio (common carp)
Lineage: Eukaryota; Metazoa; Chordata; Actinopteri; Cypriniformes; Cyprinidae
Product: small ubiquitin-related modifier 1
Exons: 5
Biological process (GO): protein sumoylation
Cellular component (GO): PML body; nucleus
Molecular function (GO): ubiquitin-like protein ligase binding; protein tag activity
Source: RefSeq, a predicted model, not a curated record
UAUUUGAAUCCUUAGUGAAUCUUUCGUAAAAAUAUCGUAAACAGAUAACAUCUCUAUCUUUGGCACAGUACAUGCCUCCCCACGUUUCACCGAAGUAUCCAACAAUAUCCUCAUCGAAGGCGAAUGGAACGAAUCAGAAAGAGCGUGGUGAGAAAAACAACACCGUUUGGUCACCGACUCAGCGUCAUGGGAAGUCCCGCCCCUUUUCCAAUGACGCCAACGGCGCCGUGUUGUGAGUCUGCUGGUAGCAAAACCUCACAUUACUGCACAUUACAGUUCGUUACUUAAAUCAAGCGAUCGUGAUCUUAAGAAGGGCUGUACAUUGCGGAAUAUCAUGUCAGACACGGAGACCAAGCCCUCAAGUGAUGGAGGCGAGAAGAAAGAUGGAGAAUAUAUUAAACUGAAAGUGAUCGACAACAGUGAAAUUCACUUCAAAGUGAAGAUGACUACACAUUUAAAGAAGCUGAAGGAAUCCUACAGUCAGAGACAGGGUGUACCCAUGAACUCUCUAAGGUUUCUUUUUUGAGGACAGAGAAUUGCAGACAACCAAACCCCCAAAGAGCUGGGAAUGGAAGAUGAGGAUGUGAUCGAGGUGUAUCAGGAACAGACCGGUGGCUGUCGGAAUGACUAGACUCUAUAUUUUUAUCUUAAUUUUGUAUGUAUGACAUGUAUUUCAUCUGUUUCCUUUUGCUGACACCUCAAAGGGAAGCAGAAAAACCAUCUGGAUCAAAUAGAUAAUCUGUCAGGGCUGCUGUGUUUGAAGGAGUUGGGUGGAACUACAAUAGAAAAGGUUUUUCUAGCCAUGUCUCACGUUCACUCUUUGCUAACUCAUCCCUGCCUUCAUACGCUGUUUUUUGUUAAGGAUUCUGGUCACGUUCUGCAAUGACACAUGUAACAUGUUGUGCCCUGAGCUGAUUGAGAACGGUCUGUUUAUCUGUACAGUACUGCUAAAAACCUUUAGAUUAUGCUGUUAUAUUCGAUCAACAAAUCAAGACGAAUUUUGGAUACCACCUUUGGUUCUUGCAUUGUUUUUGCAUUUAUAAGUAAUGAAGGCAUUGUUCAGUUAGUUGGCCAUCAUUACGUGUUCUGUAAGUCCUUAGCUUUCCUUAGACACUUUUUACACAUUUAAUUGUUUUUGGCUCAUUUUAUGCUAGUGAACACACCUGCCAUACUGUAAUAGAAACCCUUUGAGUAUUUUACAUUCUGGGAUGCUUAUUUAUAUGCAGUUGUUGUCUGGUAUUACAGAAGUUUAAAAUGUUUCUUCGUUCUUCUUGCAUGUGUGCAACAACUGUGUACAGUUGUAUGUUAUAUAGGCACACUAUGAAUCGCAAGAGGGAGGUCAUUGUAUUGUGUUUUGCAUGGUUUUGUCUAAUGUAUUAGAAUUUGUACCCCUGUCUGAAUAUGUGUUGUCACCUUCUCUUCUACCUGGUCUUGGAUAUUUGGCUCCCUUUUAGCCACAAUAAUUGAUUUCAAAACCUGAAAAUAAUGGGUAACUAUGUUGUUUGAUUAGUACUCAGGGGCGUCAUUCACAUACACAGAAUAAAUACAGCAACAGUGUCACUGUACUCAUGUUCCUUUUCUUACACUUUUAUAUUUUUUAAUUUUCUGCGAGAAGGGAGGGGAAAUUUGGUCCAGAUGGUUUUGUGGAUAUAGAAGAGUUAUGACUUUGCUUUUGUCUUGUUUUUUAAAUAAAAUGUGUCAUAAAACA